CGGCUGGCGGGUAAAACAUAUUUCUUCCAUAUAACACCGUGACACAGAUUGCCCCCUUUCCUGUGUAUGUAGGCGACUUCAUUCCCAUCUAGGGUGACCAGUGCAUCCGACGAAGUGGCUAUUCACCCACGAAAGCGCCAGUACAUCUGUUGGUCUAUGAGGCUCCUGUUACUCCCCACCCUCGUCCCGAUUUUUCACGCUUGCUGGCUGGUCGCCCUAUUGCCAUCGGGCACACACGGUCUGACACAGGGAAUGGCUGAUUUUCUCGUAAUCCCAUUGGCUGUACGGAGUGGCUGUUUGGCUGCGUUUGGAAGGCGUUUUUUUCAUGCAGGCGCCCUGCAGGCAGGUUUCCGCACCGACGUCUGUAGUGCCAAUACAUCUAAUUCUGGCUCAGGCACUAUGCAGUGGAAAAAACACAUCUAUCUUCCUGUGAUUUUCUUAUUUCUAUGCGCAGAGCAAGUGGUGCCGCACCCCCGCCCCAGCCAAUGUCAACAGGAAAUCUCUAUCUCUGUGCCUGAGGGCAACAGCACUCAACACCUCCUUAACUGCUCAGAGCACUUUGCCACGCUGUACUGGUCCCCCCCUUUGGCUGGGACAUGGAUGAAGAUAGCUGUCAUCCAUUCAGGGAAAUCAAACCCUUACAACAGCUCCUUUGCCAGGCACAUCUCCGUGUCCAACGGACGGUUCAUCGUGAUGAACGCCAGCAAAGCCAUUGCAGGGAAUUUGAAGAUUGUGCAUGAGAUCGAUGAAAGGGAGUGUCUGGCUUCCAUCCGUCUGAAUGUAACAGAGCCCAGAUCUUGGUCCAGCUGUAUUGCAAUCGUGGUGGUGAUGGUGGUGGUGCUGUUGGUAGUGUUGGUGGUGGCACUGCUGAAAUUGCAGAAAAAGAAUAUUGGCUUCCCUGCCAGUGCCACCCUGUCUCAGCAGGCCAGCGAUGCAGGCCUCAUGGAGGAGAUCCAGGAGCUGGCAGAGCUCACGCAGCCGGAGGACACCAGCGGUGGGGACCAGUCAGCUGUGCUGAAUGGGAAACUUCUCAGCAGUGCUGAAAUGCUAAAUGUUGCGGGGCUGGAGGGUGAUAAACCCCGUCCCUCAACAUUCACUCAAUGUGCAGCGGCAGUCAAAAAAGCCAGCAGAAUGUUGGGAAUCCAUUAAGAAAGGGACAGAUAAGAUAGAAAAUAUAUUGCCUCUAUAUAAAUCUAUGGUACACCCACAGCUUGAAUAUU
This is a messenger RNA of Mauremys reevesii (Reeves's turtle), 1220 nucleotides long. RefSeq lists its product as uncharacterized. The transcript has 4 exons. Lineage: Eukaryota; Metazoa; Chordata; Testudines; Geoemydidae. The record is from RefSeq and is a predicted model, not a curated record. Bases 157 to 1149 code for a protein of 330 amino acids.